This is a messenger RNA of Bemisia tabaci, 7996 nucleotides long. RefSeq names its product importin-13-like protein cdm (gene cdm). Gene Ontology annotation, molecular function: small GTPase binding. The record is from RefSeq and is a predicted model, not a curated record. NCBI's taxonomy places the organism in Eukaryota, Metazoa, Arthropoda, Insecta, Hemiptera, Aleyrodidae. Gene Ontology annotation, cellular component: cytoplasm. Gene Ontology annotation, biological process: protein import into nucleus.
ACGGAAUUUUUCAAUCUCGUUGCGUUGUUUACUCUACUAUUUAACAUAAUUGUGAAAUAUUUUUUAUUACUGCGCAUACCUAAUUCAUUUUUUAUCAUUAUAUCAUUGUAUAUUUUAAUUAAUACAUUAAUGUAACAAAAGUUUUCCUCGUUCAAGUUUUUUCUUUUAGUUCGUAAAGUGUGCAGUAAGUACAACCGAUUGAGGUUAGUUUAGAUCCAGUGGAAGCCUUAUGGAUUUUUGCUAUUAGAUAACAAACCUAAAAAAGAAACUCAUACUGUCAGUUGCAGCAGUGUCCUGGAAACGUUGCUCCUUGUUUCACUAUUUUAUUUUUAGUAUAUUCUUCAUUUUUAAUUUUUCGUCACUGCUGUUUUCUCUACUAACGGUUUCCCCUAAAGGUUCCCGGAUUUCGCUCAGGGUUUAAUGAACUUAUCCUUCAAAAGAUGGAUUUAAAUUCUUCAACGCUGUGUGCAGAUAGUUUAGAGGUAGCUGUUUCACAGUUUUAUCAUGCUGAUACCACUGUUCAAGCUCAAGCUCACGAAUGGCUCAUCCAAGCAUCUUCAGGAUCAUGGGACGUUGUAUGGGAGCUGCUUCAACCGCAAAGGUCGAUGGAAGCUCAGUUCUUUGCAGCAACAACUGUACAUACCCAGUUGAAGAAACAUUGGGUUCCUAAUUCACUUGAAUCUGUCACUCUAAUAAAGAAUAAACUCUUAGAAGCCAUCCUACGCUAUGCCUCAGGACCCAAAGUCAUACUGAACAGACUGUGUCUAUCUCUUGCGUGUUUCAUUCUCCGAACAAUUCCUACAGCUCACCCCUGUGACAUGACAGAACUAUUUUCCUCCUUCUUAUCUCAGUCAGCCCAGUCCACAUGGAUAUUACUGGAGGUUUUGAAAGAUCUUCCAGAAGAGGUACAUUCAAUGGAACUUUCCAAGACAUCAUCAUUAGCGGUUGUCAUUAACUUUGAAAAAAAUCUACCUUCAGUGAUAGCUUUUUUGCGGUCAAUCCUGGACCAAAAUGCGCCCACUUCUGAGUACUCUGAGCUGAAACUGCAGUGCAUUCGAUGUGCCUCAUCGUGGUUACAGUAUGGAAUCCCUCUCAAUGACUCUGCUUUCCUUGUGGAUCACCUUCUUCCUAUGUUACUCAAUCCUCAGUCAACAGAUGAUGUUGAGGUUGCUGCAGAUGCCUUGAAUCAAAUGGCUACGCAUCCAUGCACACAUCAAUAUCCUAACUCUUUGCUUCAGCUGAUGGAAAGGCUUCUACCAUUAUCAGAGUGUGUCAUCAAGCAGCAACAAAUGCUGAACUCCUCCUCUGAUCCAGAUAUGCAGAAUUUUGUCAGUGCUGUGUUUGGUCUGUAUGUCGCUAUUUGUGAAUCACAUUCAAGACUUAUUUUAAAUUCAUUGCUUGUACCUGAGACACAUCAGUUAGUUCUGACUUAUAUUCAUACGUUACUAGCUUGCAGUAAUGCCCCCGGGCAAUAUCCAACACAGGAACAAUAUAGUCAGCUGCCUUUUAGUUUUUGGUAUAUUUUACAGGAUGAUCUCCAAAGGAGUGAAGAAGGCCACUUUUAUGCUUUACAAGACAUUUUGACUCCAAUAUACAAGAAUCUUUCUCAGAUAUUAAUAACGAAAGCUAUGUUUCCACCUGAAGGUUAUAGUGAAUGGACUGCGGCAGAUAAGGAAACUUUUCGAUGCUAUCGACAAGAUGUACAAGAUACCUUGAUGUAUUGCUAUUCUGUCAUUCAUGAAAGUUUACUUGAAAUUUUACUAUCACUCCUAGAGCAUACUCUAAAUGAAUUUAGGAAUAACCCAUCGGAUGGUAGAAUAUGUCAGACACUAGAAACAUGUUUGUUUGGAUUCCUCUCAGUAGCUGAGAAUGUCAAUAUCUCUGAGAAUAAAUAUUUACCUCAAUUUUUCAUGACUCUGAAAAAUAUUCCUUUCCAUGUUGCAAGUAUUUUGACUGCAACUAUUGAAGCAAUUGGUGCUUAUGCUGAUUGGUUAAACGAGCACAACGAUGUGUUGGGUUACGUCUUACCAUUGCUUUUAGACACGGGUUUGAAUAUGCCAGAAACUGUUGCAUCAACUUCUAUGGCCUUGAAAGAUAUUACACGACCAGCUUCUCCUAGUCUCACGCCUUAUGCAGAGCAUAUACUUAUAGCCAUCCAGAAUGCACUCAACAAAGGAACUAUCAAACGAAUGGAAUGUAUCAGACUAAUGUUCAGUGUUGGAAGAGCUCUUUCAGUAUUGCCUGUGGAAACUGCAAUGAAAUACAUGGACACACUUCUCUCACCACUAGUCAUUCAGUUGCAAACCCUAGUAGAACAACCGCCUACCCCUCAGUUGAAAUCUGGGAUUGAGCAAAGGCUAAAUAUGUUAAGCACAGUUUUUACAUCACUACAAGAAAACCCCACACUGAUCGAUGAUCCUCGCCAACCUGUUUUCAUUAUUUUGGAGAAAACUAUACCUGUGUUGAAACUCAUAACUGACAAAUGGAUCUCGGAAAACACUGUAAUUGAGGCUGUGAUGGACUGUCUAAAAAGUUCAGUAGGAAUUAUGAAAGACAGUAAUAGUACUGUGGUUCAAGCUUUGUUAGAAAUGUUAGUCAAAGCUUAUCGAGCGCGGCCUAAUACAACCAGUCUUCAACUAGCAACAUUGUUCCUCAUUUCAUUUCACCAGCAACAAAAUGAACUUAUGUGCUUGUUGUUCUCCGAAAUUUGUUCAACUUCCUUACGCCUGGCUGAAAGUUGUCCUGAUGGCAAUCUCUCUCAUCAUGCUGAUGUUAUUGAAUCCUUCUACGCGCUGUGCGCACAAAUCCUGAAGAAAAAUCUCGGACAUUAUCUAUUAUCGGAUGGUGUCGAUCUUCAUAGUCUAUUCAAAUAUGCUGUUGCAGCGUUAUGUGUCCCGGAGGCUCGAACAGUGCGAUCUGCUUCAUCGUUUUUGACCACCUUCAUCAACAUCAGCAGAGAUACCCCCGCAUUCCUCAACAUAGUUCAAUUACUUGGUGAAGAAACAGUCAUUAGAAUUCUAAUGUGUAUAGGUGGUUCAGUCCCAAGACAAUGUUUAGACCACUUGACGGACAUUCUAAUGGUUUUCAACAAGAAGUAUUUCGAUAAUUUCUCUCGAUGGUUAAAACUAGCCUUGUCACAAGAUGGUUUCCCGUCUCCAUGUGCCUCUUCAGAAAAUAAGCAACACUUUUCAAAAUCGAUAUUAAAGGAACGAGCGAAUAAAAGGAAAAUGCAGGAGGUUGUUCGAGAGUUUUCAUUGAUAUGUCGCGGUCUGAUAUCAACCGAUCAUGGUGCUCAGAUUCCUUCCUGAAGUAGUACGUACUUUGCUUUUGAUUUUUUAGUUAUUAGCGUUGUUUUACAUUCUUUUAACAUGCCUUUAUUGAAGUUUUUAAUGAGUAUUAUUGUUCUCAUUUAAUGUAUUUUUUCAAAUUUUUGUCUCAAUUUUAACCCUCUAAAUAAUUUUAUUAAUUAUUAUUAUUAUCAUUUUGUUCAUCUCCUUUUAUUAUCAUUUUCAUUAUUAUAAUCAUUUAUUUUCAUUAUCACCAUCAUUAUCAGAGUUUGAAAUUUUGCUGGUAAAGGUUUUUUGUCGUUGAGUAUCUGAGCAGGUUUUUUUCUUUGUGCUUGGUGAGACAUUGAUUUAGUAGGGUAUUUUCUUAGGAUAGAACAAAUUAUUUUCUAAUGUACAAUGACAAAAAAUAUAUUAAACCAGCUGGUCAGAGGCAGUUUUUCUGGUAAUUCAUGUAAGUGAAAGGAAAUAUGUAUUUUUUGACCUGGUUAAUCUGGCGCAAGAUUAGCCGUUGGCAGAAAUAUUUUUAGAUGCUGGUGUUUAAAAGCUCUCUUAAAAUUGGCAGGUUUUUUUUAUUUUUCAAGACUUCAUUUUGUUGUUGAUAUUUUUUUUCUUGGUUUCUUUUCCCUCUUAAUUCUACACCUUUGAUUUAUGAAUUAGACUGUCCAAGCCUCGAAUGACUGGAAUUAGAUAUCUGGAGUAAUUCCGUAAUACCUCGAUUAUCGGGCAAUUUAUGGUAGUUGAAUGUCAAAUGCGCUGAAUGAUUUGAAAUGCAUUGGAAAUGUCAGGAAUCAUGAAAUGGCAAUAGAAACUGCAGGAAAAAAGUGGGGAAAGGGUGAAAAGCUAUAGAUAUAACUGACAGUGCCGGACACUCGAGGUAUUCUUGGAGACUUAAAACUCUAUGAAGCAAUAAUAAAUUGAUUGUUAAAUUUUACACACACCAAAUAAGUCUUCAUGCUUUUUCUCUGACCGCUAUUUUUCUAAAAUAAAUCCCUCAGUCUUUACAAACUGUUAGUUUGUACUAUUUCAAGAUGGUAAUUUUGCUAUGGAAAUAACUAUCCUCAUUGAAAUACUCAAAUUCAAGUUUCAAGUACAUAAAAUCUUCGCCAGGUAAGUUUGCAGUUGUCUAAUUUUGGUUGCAGAUAGUGACAUCACUGCCAAAGGGGUAUAUUGAUUUUUGAAUUACCUUUCCUGCCACAAAUUUUAUGCUAAUUUAAGAGAACGAUGGUUCUAAUAAUUUUGCAGUGGCUAGUAGUAAAUAGGGUCGCUGAUGCCAUUUUGCAGUUAAGAUGUAAAUCGAUUGAUUGUUCUCAUCAGUCAAAGGUAGGCAACUGCCAACGUACCUAAACGGAGUUCUAAUUGCCAAGAAAAUAUGAAGGAGUUAGGUUCGAAGUCAAGCCAAGCUAAUCAUCAUCUUCUGUCCUAAAUAUCAUAAGCACCAAUUGUGCUUAUGCACUUCAUUGCAAGACUUCUCAAACUUGUCCAAUUUUUACAAAAGAAUCAACGAACAGAAUUACUUGAAAAUUUUACCCAAUCUUUUUUUUUUGUCAUCAAGAUUAAUCCAUAAAAUUUUUGUGAAAGUAUGUGCAAAAGUUACAAAAAAAAAAAAAAAAUUAAUAAAUUAAAACCCUGUUGAGAUGUCUGGCAACAUAGCAUCCAAGUGUAAAUGGCGCUUGUGAUACUUUGGAUGGAAAAAAUGAAAUUUUGACAGAAGCAUGAAUCCUUAAAAUUUCAUGAUUAUCACCACCAUUAUCAUCUUCAUCUUAAUCACCAUCAUUCAUCAUCAUCAUUAUAUUCUUGUUUUAUUCUAUAAUAUUACAUGUUUUAUUCUCAUUUUGUACAGUUAUUUUUUAAUUGUCUAUUAAUCAGUUCUUUAUCAAGUAUACAUUGUUCAACUAUGAUUUGCUAGACAUUGAGCCUUCAGAAUUCUCAUUCAUAUGUUUGUUUUUUGUGUCAAUCAAAGCAGGUUUUCACAACUACAGAACACAUCACUAAACAAGGUGCAGAUUUGAGCAUCACGAUUAAUGUUAUCUCAUCAAAAUUUCACAUAGAAAAGGGUUUGUACAAAAACAAAACAAAAAAAAAUUACUAUAAGCAACACCUAAUCAAGACAUUAACGGUUUUUCUGACAUAAAUUCAAAUUUUCAGCUUAUAAAAACCACAAUCUACUCAGUUAAUCGUGCUUUAAAUGUCACCUGCGACCGGUGCCUACGAGAAUGGCGAAAGUAAACAGCGAGAAGUAACUAGUCAGUUUUGUGACAUUAAAUUAGUAGAUAUUUACUGAAAACAACAAUCAUCUCUGGGCCAUCGGUGCAUCGAUGAACGAGGCAGUCGCCGCGUGGACCAAUCAGAGUGGCCCUCGAUCAGCCAAAGUUGUAGUGCGCAAUCUGAUUCAAGUUGACCCUGGUUUUUCUUGUGAGUGGGAAAUUCAAAUUUUUCAGAACCACUGCUUAUUAAAAAUGUUGAUGUUUUCGUCAGAAAUGAAAGGUAGUAAUAUUUGCUGUGCAAAUUAUGUCGAACGUGAAAUUUCGAAGAGGCUCCAUACAUCUGAAUGCUUAAAUUCGUAUCUAGUCUAGUGGUCCAUUCUUUUUUUGUUGGUCAGUUCCUCUUUCAAAGUGAUGAGACAACUCUCUUGUGACCCUAAUAGUUCAGUCAGUUUGAGAAUACGCUGACAAAGUGGUGUUUUUUGUUCAAAUCACUAGUUGAUAAUGAAUAAGUUUGUUUAUUAAAGAAAAUUCGGGGAAUUGAACCUUUCUCUUGCUAAUAUUUAUAAUUCCACAGAAUCCUGGAGGUCUCGCUGUCUACUUAUUAAUAACUUGUUGCUCAUGUUGUAAUAUUAUUUAUGUUUUAUAUUCGUAUCUAACUGUAAUUUAUUCCAAACUAUUACGGAAACGAGGGGUUUUCGGGCUUUAUGUGAUAUUAAAUUUUAAUAUGAAAUAAAUUUCUUGAUAUCUGUAAAAUCCUAUAUUGAUCUUAAGAUUAGGGAAAUAAGACGGUUUUUUUUCUGAUUGCAUGAAACAAGUAUGUUUACCUGUGGUAUUUUUUUCUGUGAAAAUUAAGAUUAAGAGACUAAGCUGUUAUGAAGGUUUAAGAUUGAGAGAUCAGUUGAAGAAAUGAAGAAAGGGGGUACGUAGUACUUACAGAAAGAUUCUGCUCAAAUGCAAGACCAAGGAUUCAAGGACCAUUUAAGUUCUUAUGUACCUCAAAUGCAGCAGUGCAGAAACUUCUCGAUCGCACAAGCAUAAUUGCAUGGCCGCAAAUGUGAAAAAAUGGGAAGGCCAAAAAAAUGAGGAAGGCCAGCUAUCAAAUCGUGUACUUUUUAAAAAGUUGCGGUAAAAAUUGCGUGUUUUCCUUGAAAACGUGACAAUUUAUGAAUGAAGGACCGCUGAAAGGUCGUAGUUUUGAAAAUCUUGGGAAGAAGGGGUUUGUAAAAUGGGAAAGCUAGUCUGAAAAAUGAGAAAACUGAGAAGUUUCUGCAUUUCUGUUUGAAUGAUUAAAAAUUGUCUGCCUACGUUGUUUGAAAUAUGAAGAAGGUGUUCUUCAUUGAGCGUUUUAUUUUAUAUGUAGUCCAUUUAUAUAUCCUCAACCCAUUGUUGUUUCGAAACCAUUAAUUCAAAUCAUUAAUCGGACAGAUUUAACUAGAAUCAAUUUAACUGCUUUUCGCUGAUCCUGAUUUCCUCCCUUUUUCACCAGAAAACUAAGCAUUUAUCAAAAAACCGUGAAACUUUACAUCAAUUCAUUCCAGAAUUUGAUAAACGUCCUUACGAAAUAAAUGCUCAGGCAGGAUUUUUUUAGUUUUCUUUUGAAUAAAAAAAAAACUUGGGAGGAAAGUAGAUGAUGUCAAAUGUAGUUAGGUUGAUUCAGGUCAAAACUAUCCAAUUAUGAUGAGAGUACAAUAGAUUUACAAUAGAGUAUCAUAUUUUGUUAAAAUAUUUGGAUGGUAUAUUCAUUUAUCAAGUAACUUUAAAGUGGUGUUCUAGCUAAAUUUUUCAACAUGGCUUCAUAUUAACAUGUUGUAUGCAAACACUCUUUUAUGUAUAUGUUCCUGAAGCGCUCAGAAAUCAUGCUAAAAAGAGCUAACUUAGGUGAAUAGUUGAAAAACUCAACAGGGUCAAAAAACUUUCUGCCCAAAGUUUGCUUAAAAUUACUGUCGGUUUGUUGUCAGUUGAUGCCAAUUUACCGGUGUCAACAUCAUAAGCCUUAUCAAGCAUGCAAUGUGUUAAACAUUUUUGCAUCUUCAUUAACAAGUCACAAAUUGAUUAAUUUUGGGUCUCUUCUUUAUCCAUGUGGUCUUUCUUCUGUAUUUUAAUGGACUAAUCCAAUUAUCCUCUGACAUUGAACCAAUCGAAUUACAAAUUUCUCUCUUCACUGAUGUUUUCCUUCAUUUGUAUUUUUAGUGCUGGCAGAAUAGCAAAGCGCUUUUCUUUUUUCUUAUUCUAUGUUUUACCUGCAUGAGAUCAGUUGUGCAGGGGUGCAGAGACUUCUUGAUUACAAUUGGUUAAGUGUGAAAAUGGUAAUUCCCUGUAAUAGGGUCGUUUUAAAUAGGAACGCCACAAAGAAAGGUCUCGACAAUGGAGAGGCUGACUUGGGUAUAAACUGCAAACAUGCUAUAGUAACAGGAAAAAGAAUAGAGAUCGGGAUUUCUAUAAUAAGAGACCAUUUUAAAAAGUAGGAGGGCUAAAAACUCUCUGCAUCCCUGCAGAUUUGUGUCA